GGGGAGGACCGCGGUAAGGGGUUAGACGGAAAGUCCCGCCUCAGCGUCUCCAGUGGUCGGUGGUGUUGCCCUUUUCCAGAGAGACGGGAUGGAAGACCAGGACCCCGCUCCGUGAGACUGACCCGGACCACUAAAGUGGGACGCGGUUCUCGAAACAAACUGUCAAGAAAAUGCAAGAACCUCCAAAGAACAUUGAAGAAUUCUUAAAGCUUCAAAACUUGGAUCACUGGCCAAAGGAAAUCCAUUUUGGGGAUAAUGAUAAAUUGUUAUGUACUCUGAAGAAAAUAAAAGAAGAUAGUUCAUUUACUUCAAUUUAUACACAUCUAUGGGGAAAUGUCCCGCGAGUACAUGAUGCGGCCAUGGCCAUGGAGUCAAGAUUAGCAGAGUGUUCAAUUCUUCUGAAAAACCAUGUCUCUGGAAUAUUUGAGUGGAACAGAAUAACUUCCAGGACAAGUUCUCAUGGAAAAUUGGAACAAUAUAAGGAAUUUCUAAGGAAUUACCAUAAGGAAAAGAAGAUAAUGCUUUCAGAUGACAUGGAGACAAAGAAGGAUAUAGAGGGUUGCAACUUCCCAGGAUUCAGAACAAAUGAGCUUACUCAACUACCCAGACAUUUGAAUGCUGAACAGAUUUAUCUUUUUAUUUUAAAAGCCCAUAACUUUGACGGAAAAAUUUUUAAAAUCUGGAAGACUCAUUUCCUCUCAGAAGCCUCUGUUGCUCUUUUGCAUGAUUCCUUUUGGUGGUGGUUUCUCCAUAAAUUUAAGCCUGACAGAGAAAGUCAAGAUUCCUUGUUUGAUAGAAUUUCAGAAAGUUAUGUGUCACUUUUCAUGAGCAUACCUCUAAGUCGAAAGGAUGCAUUCUUUCAGGUGUAUCCUGAUUGUUUGGCACAAGCUAUCUAUGCAACAUUCCAGGAAGCAUUUCCAGAAUCCACUGAUUUCUUUAAUGAUGAAUUUAAAGAAGAUCUAGGGAAUAACAUUUUUCUCUGGUUGUCAGGUUUAAAACCUAAAAAAGACUUUUGGACCCACUGGAAGCUGAACGAACUCUCCACAACAACCAUUCAUGGUAGCAAGAAAACACCUUCAGAAUCUAUAAAGGACAGGAUUGCAAGAAGUCAAGGACGCAUAUCAACUUAUAUAGACUUCAAUAUGACAAAAAUUUUAAAGAAUCCAGAAGGAUAUACAAUGCCUGCAUCCAAGGAAGAAUCAAGAUUAUCAGGACUACCAACAAAGUCCCAUUAUAGCAGUAGUGGCCCAGAGUUUAAGCGUGUUCUCUUCAAUUUUGGAGGUCAGAGUCCACUGAUUUUAUAUUAUCUUAGGAUGCAUGAGCUAGCUGGUAUUUCCAAAGCCUCUAGACAAGUCAAGAUUAAACUCACUGAAAUAUUGAAAGAACCGCCACCUGCUCCAACUUAUUGUGAAAUUCUAAAGGAGGCAAAAAGACAAUUUGCAAACAACCAAAAGGAUUUUAGAAUAGAAAAGCACCUAAUUAAUGAAGAAAUAAAACUCCUAAGACAGCGACAGGAAAAAGUUGACAAGGAGCUUCAUAGGCUCCAAGCAAAGGCUACCAAGAAACCUUACGAAGUUAAGAAUGAUUUUGAGAAUUUCCUACAAAAACUGCGUUCUGAAGCCCGAACUGAGAGAAAACUUCUGGCAUCACUAUCAUCAUCAACAACAGAAGACUUCAACCUUGAGGAAGAAGAAUGCCAAGAGAAACCAGAAAUAAACUGUAUUUAA
Messenger RNA from Orcinus orca (killer whale), 1727 nucleotides. It is a transcript of the gene FAM227B, whose product is annotated as family with sequence similarity 227 member B. Bases 171 to 1727 code for a protein of 518 amino acids. The transcript is spliced from 16 exons. NCBI's taxonomy places the organism in Eukaryota, Metazoa, Chordata, Mammalia, Artiodactyla, Delphinidae. The record is from RefSeq and is a predicted model, not a curated record.